CAAAAGAAGAAACUGAAUCUUUCCCAUUCUUUAUGCAUAGGGGGAACCAAUUUAGCUGAAAAAAGCAAAGAAAGGAGGCUCCGAGUGAUCCAAAACAGUACCUACUAAUAUGCCCAUUACUACACAGCCUGUAAGAGCUCUUCGAAACCUCUUAAGAAGCCGACAAUUGGAGAUAAUUCCAAGCACCCCAUGUGAGUGAGACUCAUCCCUUUUAGUCUCCUUACAUCUUUCUCAGUUUCACUGCCUUCUUUCUCUGCUUUGUUCUGCUGCUAUCUCAUACAAUCUCUGUGCCUGCUCUUAUUUGUAGCCACUUUGUCGAGAAAAUUCCAGCUUAAGUUUUCUGGGUUCUCUUCAAAAUCAUGUGGGAUUCAGAGACUGAGUCAGUUGGAGGGAGAGAUUACGGCAAUGGAGUUCUUAGUUCAAGCAAGCACAGUGUUAAGACUGAUGGAUUUGAGCUAAAAGGCAGCUCUUGGUAUGUUGCAACUGAUAUCCCAAGUGACCUGCUAGUUCAAGUUGGAGAUGUGAAUUUUCACUUGCACAAGUAUCCCCUGCUGUCAAGGAGUGGAAAGAUCAACAGAGUUAUGUAUGAAUUACGCGACCCGGACUUGAGUAAGAUAGCUUUGGAUGACCUUCCUGGUGGACCGGAGGCGUUCGAGCUAGCUGCGAAAUUCUGCUAUGGAAUUGCUGUUGAUCUAACAGCAGCUAACAUUUCAGGCCUGAGAUGUGCUGCUGAGUACCUUGAAAUGACAGAGGACUUGGAAGAAGGCAAUCUUAUCUUCAAAACGGAGGCGUUUCUCAGCUAUGUGGUUUUAUCCUCAUGGAGAGACUCCAUAGUUGUGUUGAAAAGCUGUGAGAAGCUCUCACCAUGGGCGGAAAAUCUUCAAAUUGUCCGAAGAUGCAGCGAGUCUAUUGCUUGGAAAGCUUGUGCCAAUCCAAAAGGAAUAAGAUGGGCAUACACUGGAAAGCCACUAAAAGUUUCAAGUCCAAGCUGGAAUGACAUGAAGGACUCAAGUCCAAGUAAAAACCAGCAGGUCCCUCCUGAUUGGUGGUUUGAAGAUGUUUCGAUUCUUAGGAUUGAUCACUUUGUCAGGGUUAUUACUGCAAUUAAGGUAAAGGGGAUGAGAUUUGAACUGAUUGGAGCUGCAAUAAUGCAUUAUGCAUCCAAAUGGCUUCCGGGUUUAAUAAAUGAUGGCGCGGCUGCAGCAGAUGAAGGAAGCAACAGCAGCAAUAAUAAUACCAGUAAUAGUGGCAGCAGUUGGAAGGGUGGACUCCAUUUGAUUGUGGCAGGAAAUAAAGAUGAGCCUCCAAGUGUUCAGGCCAAAGAUCAACGGAUGAUCAUUGAGAGCCUCAUCAGUAUAAUUCCACCACAGAAGGAUAGUGUCUCAUGCAGCUUCCUUCUUCGGCUUUUGAGAAUGGCAAACAUGUUGAAAGUAGCACUUGCUUUGGUUACUGAGCUGGAAAAACGCGUGGGAAUGCAGUUCGAACAGGCUACAUUGGCGGAUCUUCUUAUUCCUUCUUACAAUAAAAGUGAAACUAUGUAUGAUGUGGAUCUUGUUCAAAGGCUUCUGGAGCAUUUUCUGGUUCAAGAACAAACAGAUAUUUCAAGUCCAAGCCAACAAUCUUUCCCUGGAAAACACUAUGAUGACAUUCAAAGGGGUACAGGCCCAAAUGCUAAGAUGAGGGUAGCUAGGCUUGUCGAUAGUUAUCUUACCGAGGUAUCCAGAGAUAGAAGCCUCUCCCUAACAAAGUUUCAGGUGCUGGCAGAAGCUUUGCCUGAUUCUGCAAGGAUCUGUGAUGAUGGACUUUAUAGAGCAAUUGAUUCCUAUCUUAAGGCCCAUCCUACACUUUCUGAGCAUGAAAGGAAGAGGCUUUGCCGAGUGAUGGAUUGCCAAAAGUUAUCAAUUGAUGCCUGCAUGCAUGCUGCCCAAAAUGAAAGACUCCCAUUAAGGGUGGUGGUGCAAGUUCUUUUCUCUGAACAAGUUAAAAUAAGCAAUGCAUUAGCCACCAGCUCCCUCAAAGAAGCUGGAGAAUCUCAGUAUCAGCCAAUGGUUUCGAAUCGAAAAACACUACUCGAAGGGACCCCGCAAUCAUUCCAAGAAGGAUGGGCAGCAGCUAAAAAAGACAUCAACACGGUAAAGUUCGAACUGGAGAGUGUCAAAGCCAAGUACCUUGAGCUCCAGAAUGACAUGGACAACUUGCAGAGACAAUUUGAUAAGAUGUCAAAGCAGAAACAGACAUCCGCAUGGAGCAGUGGAUGGAAGAAACUAAGCAAACUCACAAAGACCACGAACUUAGAAAAUCAGCACAACAUUGGGACUGAGCACCAAGCAGCUGUAGAUCAGCAGAAUAGAAAGACACCUAGGAGGUGGAGAAAUUCGAUUUCCUGAAAACAAAAAGACAGAUUGAAGGAAAGAGAUAUACAUCUACAUGUUUGAAUUUGUGUUCCAAAGGUUUUCUUUUAUUAUUUGGGGGCUUCUUCCCUUUUUAUUUCAACAGGAGUUGGGAGACUUCUUUUCUGAACACCUGUAUCACUAAAAUCUGAUUUUUUUAAUUAUGUGAGUGAUUUCUCCAUGUAUGCUCUAGGGAAUUUGUUUUCAAGGGGUAAAGAAGCUAAAUAUGUGGCUUCGACUUAUAUUCCAUUCAA
Prunus persica (peach) is the source of this 2644-nucleotide messenger RNA. Its product is annotated as root phototropism protein 3. The coding region runs from base 360 to 2387 and encodes 675 amino acids. Lineage: Eukaryota; Viridiplantae; Streptophyta; Magnoliopsida; Rosales; Rosaceae. Gene Ontology annotation, molecular function: protein binding. The transcript is spliced from 4 exons. The record is from RefSeq and is a predicted model, not a curated record.